AACUAUAUUAUUUUUAUACGAUGUUCGAUGCGUUAGAUCUUGGCUUGGUUUGUUUUUUUGUGAGCCUUGUCCAUGUGAAGGGCCUGGAAUAUUAUACGGAAAAACCAUCAUAUAUUGAAUCGUGUCGCAUCAAAGAGCCCGGCUUUACGAACUGCUCAACUCGUUCCAUACAAGCAUUCCUUAACGAGGUCAUCAAAGGUAUACCCGAAAUUGAGGAGUCUUUCGGACCCAUCGAUCCCAUGAAACAGGAUCAGCUGACAUUCACACAAACAAAUAGCGAUGUUUCCUCUAUAUCGGCUAAUUUAAGCGAUCUGGUAAUACGUGGCUUUGGCAAAUUGAUAGUCAAGGAAAGCAAGGUCAGCAAAAAGGACUUUAGCUGGCAGGAUAAAAUCUAUAUACCGCGCAUGCGCUUCGAUGGUAAAUACCAAAUGGUCGGAAACGUCUUAAUAAUACCGUUGCAUGGAAGUGGCAACAUAUUUAUGGAGAUUGAUGAUCUAGACAUUCUGCUCAAUGCCAAGACGCGACUGUACGAGAAAGGCGGCUACACCUUCUACAAUGUGACUGACGUGAGCGUCAAGCUGAAGGUGGGCCAUGUGCGCACGUAUUUGGACAAUCUGUUCAAUGGGCACAGCAAGGAGGUGGAGCAGAGCACGAAUGAGUUCUUCAAUGAGAACUGGAGAAGUUUCUUUGAGACGUUCCGUCCACUGAUCACGGAAACUCUGGAGAGCACAUUGUUCGAUCUGCUGAAGAAGAUGUUCAGUCUGAUGCCAGCCAAUUUCUUCAUAGAGGAUAUACCCAAUUCGCUGCUGCUCUACGGUCGCAAAUCACGUCUGACAGCAUAACAUUAUUUACUUAUUGAGAGGAUUUUAGCUUACAAUUAAAUAAUAAAUGCAAAAUGAACUAA
This is a messenger RNA of Drosophila navojoa, 904 nucleotides long. RefSeq names its product Juvenile hormone binding protein 11 (gene Jhbp11). Gene Ontology annotation, biological process: multicellular organismal reproductive process. NCBI's taxonomy places the organism in Eukaryota, Metazoa, Arthropoda, Insecta, Diptera, Drosophilidae. The record is from RefSeq and is a predicted model, not a curated record.